UGUAUACAUACUAGUAUUACAGCUUUGGAUGUAAGUCAGAUACCUACUGUGCACAAAAUGCAGUCGAGUCUGGAAAACGUCACCUGAUGACCUGCAUUUGGAAACCAAUAUGUCACUCAGGGAUAAAUCACGUUUCCAAUGUGAAGUCUGCUCAAGACAUUGUAAAGGCAAUUCUCUUCUAGAAAUACACAUGCGUGUUCAUACUGGUGAAAGGCCUUUUAGGUGUGGAAUGUGUUCAAAGGAUUUUUCGACCAAGAGUAACAUUAAAACGCACAUGAAGAUCCACAGUGGACAAAUCAAAUUCAAAUCUGUGGUGUGUUCCAAAGGAUUUUCCUCGAGCUCUUACUUACAACAACAUAUGAUGAUUCAUACUGACGAAGAGUCUAGUUUCAAAUGUGAAGUGUGCACAAAAUGUUUUAUGCACAGGUCCGGCUUAAAACAGCAUAUGUUGAUUCAUUCUGGUCAGAAAGCUUUCAAAUGUGAAAUAUGCACAAAAUGUUUUACACACAGUUCUGGCUUAAAACAGCAUAUGAUGAUUCAUACUGGUGAGAAAGCUUUCAAAUGUGAAGUGUGCACAAAAUGUUUUACGCACAGUUCUGGCUUAAAACAGCAUAUGGUGAUUCACACUGGUGAGAAACCUUUCAAAUGUGAAGUGUGCAAAAAAUGUUUUACACAGAGUUCUGGCUUGAAACAGCAUAUGUUGAUUCACACUGGCGAGACACCUUUCAAAUGUGAAGUGUGCACAAAAUGUUUUUCACUGAGUUCUCGCUUGAAACAGCAUAUGGUGAUUCACACUGGCGAGACACCUUUUAAAUGUGAAGUGUGCACAAAAUGUUUUUCACUGAGUUCUCGCUUGAAACAGCAUAUGGUGAUUCACACUGGCGAGAAACCUUUCAAAUGUGAAGUGUGCACAAAAUGUUAUAUGAGUAGUUACUAUUUGAAAAAACAUAUGUUGAAUCAUACUUUUGGGAACCUGUUCAAAUGUAAAGUAUGCACAAAAAGUUUUAUGCACAGUUCUGGCUUAAAACAGCAUAUGUUGAUUCAUGCUGGUGAGAAACCUUUCAAAUGUGAAAUGAGCACAAAAUGUUUUCCGCAGAGUCCCAGAUUGAAACAGUAUAUGUUGAUUCAUACUGGUGAGAAAGCUUUCAAAUGUGAAGUGUGCACAAAAUGUUUUACGCACAGUUCUUGCUUAAAACAGCAUAUGGUGAUUCAUACUGGUGAGAAACCUUUCAAAUGUGAAGUGUGCAAAAAAUGUUUUACACAGAGUUCAGGCUUGAAACAGCAUAUGUUGAUUCAUACUGGUGAGAAACCUUUCAAAUGUGAAGUGUGCACAAAAUCUUUUACGAGUAGUUACUAUUUGAAAAAGCAUAGGUUGAAUCAUACUUUUGGGAACCUGUUCAAAUGUGAAGUGUGCACAAAAUGUUUUACACAGAGUUCUGGCUUGAAACAGCAUAUGCUGGUUCAUACCGGCGAGAAACCUUUCAAAUGUGAAGUGUGCACAAAAUGUUUUACACAGACGUCCAACUUGAAACAGCAUAUGUUGAUUCAUACUGGCGAGAAACCAUUCAAAUGUGAAAUGUGCACAAAAUGUUUUAUGCAUAAUUCAAAAUUGAAACACCAUAUGUUGAUUCAUUCUGGUGAGCAACAUUUCAAACGUUAACUGUGUAAAAUGUUUUAUGCAGGUUUCACUUGAAACAACAUAUGUUGGUUGAUAUUGGUGCAGAAACUUUGAAAUGUGUAGUAUGCACAAAAUGUUUUACAUAGACUUACAAUUUGAAACAACGUGUGGUUUUAUACUGGCUAGAAAUCUUUCAAAUGUGAAGUGAGCACAAAAUGUUUAACAAGGAGUUGCCACCUGGAACAACUUAUGUUUGUCGAUAAUGCCGAGAAACGUAUAAUUCCAGUUUAAAACAACAUGAACUAUGCGAGAAAUAUUUUAUGUAGUUUUCACUGGAAGGAACAUAGUUCGUAUAUUUGAAACACCGUGUGUUAAUUCAUACUAGUGAGGACGCUUUGAAGGGUGUGGUAUGCACACACUGUUUUAGACAGAGUUACAAUUUGAAACAACAUGUGUGGUUUUAUACUGGCGAGAAACCUUUCAAAUAUGAAGUGUGCACAAAAUGUUUUACAUAAAGUUCCACCUGGAAACAGUGUAUGUUGAUUCAUACUGUUGAGAAACAUUUCAAAUGUGAAGUGUGCAAAUAAUAUGUUUUAUACAGUUACAACUUGAAACAACAUACGUUGAUCUAUAUUGGCGACAAAGCUUUCAAAUGUGAAAUGUGCACAUAUUUCUGGCAUGUUUUGCACUUGAAAAAACUAAAUGUUGGUUCAUUAUGGCGAGAAACCUUUCAAAAUUGAAGUGUGCACAAAAUGUUAUGUACAGAGUUCCAGCUUGAAACAGCAUAUCAGUCCUUGUCUUUUAAGGUGCGCGAUUGCGAUCGCGCUCGGAUAUUGCAGAUAAUUUCAAUUUGGCAAGUGUUUAAAAUAACGCACAUUACAUUUAACAAACAGCACGUAAAAUAAUGCUGUAUAUUGAUUGCCACUAUUUACCUUAUGUAGCUGAUAGAAAGACCUGUUUAAUAAUACCAGAAAACGAAAUGUGACGGGAAUGGUAGCGGCAGCGUCCAUGUAAACCUUUAAUAUAUCACUGGUACUUAACUUUGCUGUACACAAUGGAAAACACUGGUUUAAUAGACAUCUUGAAAGACAUACCAAUCCGAUCAAAACUCCUUUGCCUAUUUAAGUUAUUAUUAAUUAGAAACAGUCUACUUUUGUAUGGUAAUAGACCACAACGACUGAUAAGGCCAACUCAUUUAUACCAGUGUUCGAGAUUAACAGUAUCCUGAUAUCCCGGGGAUAGCAGAAUUUAAUUUGGGAUACCAGACUUCAAGAACCCAGUACCCCGCCGGGAUACCAUAUAAUGUUGUUUUGUAAUUUUUAUUUUUCGUUGAAACAAUAAUGUCAUCAUUUACCGGCGAAGUUAAGUAACAGUUGUUUUAAGCUCGUACCUAAUGAUAUGCCAUAACAAUAUUUCCUCACUGAAAUACACGCAAAAGGAAAGUAGCCAUUAUAAAAUGUUUUCAACCAAUACAGCAUUUUUCUAUUUAUUAAAAUUAAAAUUGGUUUGCUUGAUAUUUGAAUAUCAGGUAACCAUAUCCAAAAGUGGGAUACUAAAUUCUCAAGUGGGAUACCAGAUUUUAAAAAGUUGGUAUCCAACUGGGAUAAUGCACAAAAUGUUCAAUCUCGAACACUGAUUUAUACUGUUCAUAUAGUUAUGAAAAAAGGGAAUUGAAUUACAUAGUGGCUUCUGUAGCCUACACAAAUGAACUUGUUACAGAAAUCAGCGAAGUCGGUAAAAGUGUCUCGAUUAGUUCAUAACUGUUUACAAAGCUUACGUGAGGUCAAUAAAAUGGCAAUCAUGUAACUUUCUUCUUUUUUAAAAAGAGAAAUGAAAUGUAGACAUUGACAAUUCAAAAGUAGAUGGAAUAAUAAAAAAAAGGAAAAGAUAUAAUAACAGGUAUGUAGGAAUAGGCGUAGGUAUCGUUACAAAACUUCUUCUUUUUUUAUCUUUAAAAACAAUUCAAAUAAAACUUCAUUUAAAUAUUUGUAUCUCAGCCAGAGGUUAACGAAUGUACAUCUGUUGUUUAUAUAUGUAUAUAUGUAAAAAAUAUUGUAACAGUAAACAAUGAUCAUAACCAACUAUUUAAUAUGUGUUUGUUUUAAUACGUUUAUUAGAAAGUCACAGAGCAUGUGACUGGAAAAUGAUUUGAUGUGCAGUUCUGGCAUAUUGACCAAUCAGAGCUGUCGGGGUCAGAUUAUUUUUACUCUUGGAACUCUGGCUGCACGCACACGCUGGUCUACUUGACAACUUG
Gigantopelta aegis is the source of this 3872-nucleotide messenger RNA. Its product is annotated as zinc finger protein 99-like. The transcript has a single exon. Bases 110 to 1660 code for a protein of 516 amino acids. NCBI's taxonomy places the organism in Eukaryota, Metazoa, Mollusca, Gastropoda, Neomphalida, Peltospiridae. The record is from RefSeq and is a predicted model, not a curated record. Gene Ontology annotation, biological process: negative regulation of transcription by RNA polymerase II; regulation of cytokine production; regulation of immune system process.